GCUGACGCGUUGGUGGUGCCUAUUAAUCAUUCACCAGCCCAGAGCCGCGCCAGUUAAUGGCUGUGCCGCGCGGGGUUCCAGCCUCCCGGCUUCCCCUCUCCACGCUCGCUUGUGUCCCGGCGCCCCGGAGCGGCAAGCGGUAGCGCGCAGGCAGCCGCUGGGCGAUGCGCCCCGCCGGCGCCGGCAGGAGCCGCGCUCCCGGAAGCCGCUGUGCUCUACCCGGAGCUGCCGGGCGGCUGUGAGCUGCGGGCGAGGGUCGGGUGCCGAGGGAGGGCGCAGGCGGCGGGGGCGCGAGGAGAGCGCCCCGGCCCGGACAGCCCACCGGCGCCCUCACCUAGGAUGUUCCCCAAUGGCACCGCCUCCUCUCCUUCCUCCUCUCCUAGCCCCAGCCCGGGCAGCUGUGGCGAAGGCGGCGGCAGCAGGGGCUCCGGGGCCGGCGCUGCGGACGGCAUGGAAGAGCCGGGGCGAAACACGUCCCAGAACGGGACCUUGAGUGAGGGCCAGGGCAGCGCCAUCCUCAUCUCGUUCAUCUACUCCGUGGUGUGCCUGGUGGGGCUGUGUGGGAACUCCAUGGUCAUCUACGUGAUUCUGCGCUACGCCAAGAUGAAGACGGCCACCAACAUCUACAUUCUGAACCUGGCCAUUGCCGAUGAGCUGCUCAUGCUCAGCGUGCCCUUCCUGGUCACCUCCACGCUCUUGCGCCACUGGCCCUUCGGCGCGCUGCUCUGCCGCCUCGUGCUCAGCGUGGACGCGGUCAACAUGUUUACCAGCAUCUACUGUCUGACUGUGCUCAGCGUCGACCGCUACGUGGCCGUGGUGCACCCCAUCAAGGCGGCCCGCUACCGCCGGCCCACCGUGGCCAAGGUGGUGAACCUGGGCGUGUGGGUGCUGUCGCUGCUCGUCAUCCUGCCCAUCGUGGUCUUCUCGCGCACUGCCGCCAACAGCGACGGCACGGUGGCCUGCAACAUGCUCAUGCCCGAGCCCGCCCAACGCUGGCUGGUGGGCUUCGUGUUGUACACAUUUCUCAUGGGCUUCCUGCUGCCCGUCGGGGCCAUCUGCCUGUGCUACGUGCUCAUCAUCGCCAAGAUGCGCAUGGUGGCCCUCAAGGCCGGCUGGCAGCAGCGCAAGCGCUCAGAGCGCAAGAUCACUCUAAUGGUGAUGAUGGUGGUGAUGGUGUUUGUCAUCUGCUGGAUGCCUUUCUACGUGGUGCAGCUGGUCAACGUGUUCGCCGAGCAGGACGACGCCACGGUGAGCCAGCUGUCGGUCAUCCUGGGCUAUGCCAACAGCUGCGCCAACCCCAUCCUCUACGGCUUCCUCUCGGACAACUUCAAGCGCUCUUUCCAGCGCAUCUUGUGCCUCAGCUGGAUGGACAACGCCGCGGAGGAGCCAGUCGAUUACUACGCCACUGCCCUCAAGAGCCGCGCCUACAGCGUGGAAGACUUCCAGCCCGAGAACCUGGAGUCCGGCGGCGUCUUCCGGAAUGGAACGUGCACGUCCCGGAUCACGACGCUCUGAGCCCGGGCCACGCAGGGGCCCUGCGCCAGGGGAGAGGGAGGACGAGGAGAAGGGGAGGCGGGGUGCGAGAGAAAACGGUAUCCGGAGCGCCAGGGUGCGUGGGAGUGCUAUGGGGCUAGGUCACCGCGCGCCUCGGACACGCGACAAAGGUCGAAUUGACAGCUUUGCUUAUAAACUGGGAAGGCUUUAGGGUCACCUUUUCCGCCCCCCACUUUCGGCUCCUUCCUCCACUGGUCUUGUUCCUCUGACCCUUCUAUCCUCCCCUUCCUGCAACUCUGAUCCUUCCUCCCGCACCGUCCCGCGGUACAGAUGACGAACUCAUUAACAUCCCAACUCAGUCUGAUCCGCAGUCGGUCCUUCCGGCUGGUAUUUCUGCUUGUUUAAGCUGAGCUCCGCUUACCGCCACGGGCUUCCCUCACGGUGAGUCCCCAGCUCGCCCUCCGCCCCGCCCUGCCGCGCUCGUCCGCCGGCCGGGUUCUGCCUGCUGCCCCUAGCGGAGUCCCGGGAACGACCGCUCUCGCCUUGCGCAGCCCUACUUGACGCGAAGUCAGACUUGAGCGUGAACCAGGCAGCUGCUGGGCUUUCCUCCCACUCCAGGGUGAAUGUGCGUCCUUCCCCCGCCUCUGCGCCACCCCCAUUCCACCCUUAGCGGAGCCAGGUGCUUAGAGAACUAGGUCCCGCGCUUCCAAUGCCGACCUUUCUGCAGUCCCCAUCCAAGCCCUCCUUUGGAGCUAAAAGGAGCUGAGAACAAGUCGAACGAGGAGUUUUUAGAAGGUUUCGAUGCUUGGAGGGGGACGGGGAGUGGGGGGCGGUUAAUAGAAGCCACUCUCCCGCCGGGCUCAGAAAGGGGGCUCUCGGUUUCAAAGACUGAGCGCUGGGCGCUCCCGGGGCCGCACGUCUGCAUCGGGCGGGGUCGGGCAGGGCAGGGCACGCUUUCCCCGGGGGCCGCCUGGAUGCGCGGCUGCAGCUCCGGGUGGCUUUCUUUUUCACCGGAGCUUUGUGAAGGAGCAGACCUAUGAGUAACAACAGACUCAGUUUCCUGCUCCUGUACCGGGGCCGGACCUAGGGUGACACCUUCAGGGGCUUGGCCAACACUAGCCGUGUGACCACAGUCUGCAGGCUCCGGAGAGGGGCCUGCCUGGCCCCCGAGGGUUGCUGCCUUUCAAGCGGUGCCUAAUAAGUUAUUUUCUUGUUUAACGUAUUUAUUUAUUUAUUUAUUUGUAGUGUUGGGAAAUGUGUCUCUUCUUUUCUCUACUUGCCUAGUCCCUGGUCUUUUCUUCAGGACCCUGGGGGGUGGGAGUGGAAGUGGGAGUGCGGGAAAGUUCCAUCUUUACCCAAAACCUCUCUUUGCUGGGCCCUCUUUUCUUAUCCUUUCCUCUAGACUUUCUAUUUUUGCUUGUGUCCAGUGAAGUUUGGAGAUUUUUCAUACUUUUCUUAUUCUAGUCUCUUAUUUGUCCUAUAAUAAUAAUAAUUAAUAAAUGGUAAUGUGGUUAGGCCCCUCUCCGUGCAGAGUGGAAACUCCUGAAGUCCUGGCUUUUCAGAACACAUAUACAGGGGAAACAUCACCUUAUAUAUGAUUUGAUAUAUAUAUAUCAUGUGCAAAUAUUUUAUGUGUGUAUAUAUAUAUAUAUUUGUUUAUCUUUCUCCAUUGUCAUAUGUCCAUGGAACAAUUCCAAGUACAGCCACUAACAAUAACAGGUGUGAAUCUGGCUGGAACAUUCAGUUUGGGGAGUUCAAACAGCAGUCAAACCUGAAGCUGGGAAAUCUAAUUCAGACAGAGACUUUAAUCACUGCUGGGGAUGUCCCUGCUUCCUCUAGGUUCGAGCAGAGGUGAUUCUUAUGUACAAUCCAGUUAACAUCACUUCUUUUGAGGAUACUGAAGUGGAAUAAUUUGUGUCUGUGUUUAAUCUUACCAACUACAUGGAAGCCUGAGCAGGGCGAGGACCAAUACUUUCACUUUGUAUUUCUUGUAUUGCUUUAGUAUGCUGGUUAUACAUAGUAGGCACUGAAUACAUGUUUAUUGGUUGAUUGCUUAAGUAAGCCAGAGUGUAUUACAAUGAUCUGGAGAUAGUAAAUCUGGGGUUCUCAGGUUCUCUCAUUGACAAUGUUUGAAAUCGCUAUUGAAAAGGUGUUUUGUGUAUAUUUGCUUCAAGAAAUUUGUGCUUUCCUGAAAGCAGUAACCAAGGGUUAAAAUGUCCCUAAUGUUUUGUUUAAACUAAUGAACAAAUAAGCUUUUGGCCAUAAAUCAUAAAGUUUAGAUCUGUCCCUUAAUAAUAAUAUUUAUUAUUACUCCUCUGGAAAAUAGAUUUUUAAUGGUUAAGAACAGUGAAAUUUCCAAAUCAAAAUCUUGAUCAUCCCUAAGAGGAUACAAAUCUAGUGUUCUUAAUCUGUUACUGUUGUAAUAUUAACUAAAUAAACACAUGUAUUAUGCUGUUGCAA
This is a messenger RNA of Galeopterus variegatus (Sunda flying lemur), 3954 nucleotides long. RefSeq names its product somatostatin receptor 1 (gene SSTR1). Gene Ontology annotation, molecular function: neuropeptide binding; somatostatin receptor activity. The record is from RefSeq and is a predicted model, not a curated record. Gene Ontology annotation, cellular component: neuron projection; membrane. The coding region runs from base 340 to 1515 and encodes 391 amino acids. NCBI's taxonomy places the organism in Eukaryota, Metazoa, Chordata, Mammalia, Dermoptera, Cynocephalidae. The transcript has a single exon. Gene Ontology annotation, biological process: neuropeptide signaling pathway; cellular response to estradiol stimulus.